AUGCCCCCUUCCACCGCCGCCGCCGCCGCUGCCGCGAAGAGCCCUUUCGGGGCCCUGCACGUCUUCACUGGUGGGACAGUUUUGCGAACAUCCGGCCUCGGCCACCGAAGCUCCUCCUCCGGGGCGAGAGGGUCACAGCCAAUGCCGCCGCCAUCACAGCGACCCUUCGACCGCGUCGGUCGCGAUGCCGACGGAAGUUUCGACGGCGACGGUCGACUUCGACGUGACGGCGCAUUCAUCAGCGGCAGUAGCGUGUCCAGCAUUAGCAUCGUACUCGAUGCCGCCUCAGCGACCGGCGUUGUAUCUGGCAGCGAUUCGGGCGCGAGUAAAGCUGUCUCGACCAGUGCUACUGCUGCUGUUGCUGCUGCCGGUGAAAUGCCGUCGCAUCGGCUACCGGCGGCAUCGCCGGCGUCGUCACCGGCGUCGCCGGCGCCAGCACCCGGAGCGGCGAUGGCAUCGCCCUCUUCUUCGUCGUCAGGCGUUCACGACGCCACGACGGCGGCGGCGGAGCCGUACUACGCAGCUGCCGAUACAUUGCCGUACAUGACAGCUAGGCCACUGCGUGGCAGCUCCGACAGCGCUUCUGCUUUUGCCGCCCCGAUCAUCUCCUCUGAUGUUGCUACUGCAGCGAUUGUGAGCAAUAUAGGCGGCGACGCGGCGGCAUCCCUCCCGACGGGCGGCUGCCCAAGCGGUUCCGUACAAAUCGAUUUAAGCUCUGGCGCGGAGACUUCGUCCCCCAACGCUAAGCAAGCCCACCUGAGCAUCAGCUUCCUGGCUUUGCCGCCGCCGCCGCCAGCGCUGAUGUCACAGGGCGGCGCGUUAGCAAGCGGACAAGUCAGCAGCGGCGGCGGCGGAGCCGCCGCCGCAGCUGUUGCGUCCAUGCCGCUGCCCAAGUGUCUUUACCGUACGACAGACGACACCUCCGUACCCGCCGGUGUCGUAUAUGCGCGAUUUCCUGAGGUGACACCGGCGGCGGAGGCAGCGGCCAAAGCUCCCGUCAGCGCUCCGAUCGACCGGUCGACCUACAUAAUGACUACUUCCACUACGUCUUCAUCGCGCGAUACCGCCGCCGCCGCCGCAGCCGCCGCCGCCGGCACUGAUCGCGCGGUUGAGGCUUCGGCGUCCGAGGCCGAACUUCGGGACGUUGACUUAGUGGCGACUAUCAGGGCCAACCCAGUCGACGUCAGCGCCGAUGACGCGACCCUUGACACGGAGGACUCCGCGGUCGGCACCGCCGCCGCCGCCGCCGCCACGCCGACGGGAACCGACAGCGACGACGGCGGCGGUCCCGCAGCGUUGCCGCCGGAGGUCCGCCGGAGGUUGAGCGGGCACCUGGGGCGACAGCGCACCAAGAGUAUCCGAAAUUGGAAAGACCUCUCGCACAGCAUGGCAGGUCAACCCCCCGGGUAUUGGCUCCUAGGCACCAUGCUGCUGCUGGUGGUGAUGAGCACCAUGCACCUGGCGGCCAACAUGGCCCUGUUGCUGGUUCUCGCCUCAUACCUGGAAUCGCUAUUCGGGUGCUGGCGGUUGCUGCCCGUGUGGGUGGUAGCCGGGGUGGCUGGGAACAUGGCCAGUGCGUUUUUCGAGAACCCGUGCACUCUGGUGGUUGGCUCUUCCGGGGCCGUGUUUGGGCUGCUAGGUGCCUUUGUGGCGGACGCUGCCAUCAACUUUGAAUCCAUUCCGUUAUUAUGGUUGCGGUUGGCGGGUAUGGCGGCGGUUGCGGCACUGCUGGUGGCUCUGCAGAUCACGGGCCACACCGGGGGCUCCAACACCCGGGGUAGCUCCACCUCUCAUGCCUCGCACGCGGGUGGCUUCCUCUCGGGCGGCAUGUUGGCCUGGCUGCUGCUACCGGACUUCAAGGCCCGCCGAAGCAUGAAGGUUUCGGAGCUUCUGACGGCUUCCGGCAUUUCGAGCAGCCUGCCAGAUCCCUCCUCCCCCGGUGGCGCCCAGCUGUACUCGUUCUGGCAGCGACACAAGAUCCUGUUGUACGGCAUGUACGGCGUGGCCGUACUCCUGCUACUGGUGAUGCUUUUGGCGCUGCCGCUGGUUCUGUACCUGAGGACGUUUCAGCGCAUGGUUUGUGGAUGA
Volvox carteri f. nagariensis is the source of this 2088-nucleotide messenger RNA. RefSeq lists its product as uncharacterized. NCBI's taxonomy places the organism in Eukaryota, Viridiplantae, Chlorophyta, Chlorophyceae, Chlamydomonadales, Volvocaceae. The transcript is spliced from 8 exons. The record is from RefSeq and is a predicted model, not a curated record. Bases 1 to 2088 code for a protein of 695 amino acids. Gene Ontology annotation, cellular component: membrane. Gene Ontology annotation, molecular function: serine-type endopeptidase activity. Gene Ontology annotation, biological process: proteolysis.